AGUAUUCUUUACGUACAUUGUGUCUGUUUAGCAUCGUUUUCGUGACCAAACAACUGUAUAAUGGUAAAAUUCUGAUGUCAGUUAUAUAGUUGUAUCUUAAACAAAACUUUAGUAAUUAUGUACCAGAUUUAUUCAAUAAUUCCAAAUAUGAUGUCAGCUGUGUGGAUAUUAAGGAUGCGACAAUCGCCACUUUUAGUGUGUAAUAGACAAGGAGGAAAUGCGAAAAUGCAAUGGACAACACCAAAAUUUGAACUGGGAUCCCUAAAUCCCCAGUCAAAUGCUGUACCAUGAAAAGUGAGGAUAAGGAGGAGUGAUCAAUCUCAUAACUCAUAUAAGCAGUACAAAAUAGAUAAUUGGGCAAAUACGGACCAACUGAGAUAUCUGGCCAGGACUGUCAUAAGUGAAUGAAGCGCAUGAUUUUGUCUUUUGGAAACAUGCCAUUUAUUCAUCAUCUAAAUAGCUGAAUGUAAAAAGGAAUCCGAAAUAUCACUCCAAGUCGUAGAAACCUUUCACCCUGUGCUUAUAAAUGCCGUGGAUUUGAAUUGUAGACACUUCUUGAAGUUUUAUCCAUUAACUGGAAUUUUCCGGAACUGGCCGUCAUAAAUUGGAGGAUAUACGUGCAUGCGCACUAAUAUCAUAAAAAGAAAAAUCAUAAAGGCACGCUGUAUAGGAUGAAUCUUUACAUCUUGGUUUUUGUCAUCGGAAGUAGCUGUUUUAUUGUGACUGCUUAUCCCAUACCACUCAAUCACUCCACAUCAACACCUCUCGCGGAUAAGAACGAGACUACUACACAAACGUCAGAGGAGGCAUGUCUGCUGAGUAGAUUGUUAACAAUUAUCGGCGUAAAAUGCAGAAACGGAACGAAAGUAAUGGGACAGUCAAAGCAACAACAGAAAUGGAACAGCCAAAGCAACGACAGAAAUGGAACAGCCAAAGCAACGACAGAAAUGAAAAGAGAAGACAACACUUCUAAAAACGCAGCCAUGGGGAGUGCCAAUGUCACACAUCUCUCUGAUGUCUACUAUAAUCCCGUCACUUCUAUUGUCUUACUUCUAUCGUUAAUUGGCAUAGCAAUGAUCAUUUCAAUAGUGUUAUAUUACUUCAAAGCCUGUAACAGUCAUCCUCCACUCACUGCUGAAUCAUCAAGUGGUUUCAUCACGUGCCUGAAAUAGAACUGCUGACUAGUGUAUUGUCACUGUUUCAAAGAAAUUAACAUUUCUAUUUUGACAAUUAACAACCUAUAGUAUCAUUAAAUCAGCCAUUGUUUGUGCAAUCAAAUGCUGCCAAGUUGCGUAAAUCAGGAACAUCUUCUUAUAAGUGUCUGAAUAUAAUAUAAGCAUAGAGUUAAUACCUACACAGUUUUUGUCAAUGUAGAUGCCAAGCUAGUAACUUAAAUGUUUGAUUAGAUUUUGGAAGUUAUCCUCAAUUAUACCAUGUCGCAUGUGUGUAUAUGUAAUAUUUGUUUGUUUUGAGAAUAAGAUAAAUUGUUUUAGUCAUACAUUGAACACAAAUUUUGAUUGAAAAAGCAUUUGAUGAAUUAUUGCAUUUGAUAAUUAAUUUUUCUUUAUAUAUUGUGCUUGAAAAGUUUAAGAAUCGGUUCCAAUGGAAAUUUGUUUGUCAUGUAUGCAUCUAUUAAAUGCUUCCUUCACUG
Molecule: messenger RNA, 1651 nt
Organism: Ostrea edulis (European flat oyster)
Lineage: Eukaryota; Metazoa; Mollusca; Bivalvia; Ostreida; Ostreidae
Exons: 4
Coding region: 672-1172 (166 amino acids)
Source: RefSeq, a predicted model, not a curated record